GCAACAACCACUAUAGUGUUACAUUUAAUUUUUGUAUAAGGAACUAUUUUAAUUUUUUAAUAUGAAUAUACAUAUUUUAAUAGUGUCCGUCCUUCUGUGUGUAGUGAUGGCAACAUCUGUUAAUCAAUAUUAUAAAAUAUCGAUGGUAUCAUCUAACGAGAAUCCGAACCAACCAGCUUUGUUUCUUCACGGAGAAAGCCCCGUGUGGGAUGCGGAGAGUCAAACCUUGUACUUUGUUGAUGUACACGCGCAGAAUAUACACAAAUUAAAUUAUAUCACGGGAAAAAUAUCUACUAAACAUAUUGGUUAUGGCCAAGUGAAUGUGAUAUCUUUGAUAUCGGGAUCCAAGCGCCUGUUGGUAUCAGUCCGCGCGGCGCUGUAUUUAAUGGAUUGGACGGUUGCGGGCGACGCAUCAUUGCGCCUGCUCGCCUCCGUAGACGAGGGUGAACCCGACAACAUAAUCAAUGAAGGCAAAGCUGACGUUGAAGGACGCUUCUGGGUUGGUACAAAGGGUCCUCAGAGCGGUGACGAUGUAACACCCGACAGGGGUACAUUAUACACCGUACAGCAAGACACGCGAGCGCACGUUCGCACCGCGUUACGUCCAGUCUCCAUCUCCAACGGCAUCGCAUUCGCCCUCAACAACUCCCUCAUCUACUACAUAGAUUCGCCCACACAGAAGAUUGAGGCCUUCGACUUUGAUUCGCAAAAGGGAGAAAUCAGUGGACGACGGACGAUAAUUGACGUGACGUCAUACGGGUACGAUGACGCGAUACCUGACGGCAUGACCAUAGACAGUAAGGGACAUCUCUGGGUCGCGCUCAUGUUCGGAGGCUCAGACAACAUGAUUGUAACAAGAGAAGUUUAA
This is a messenger RNA of Papilio xuthus (Asian swallowtail), 868 nucleotides long. Its product is annotated as regucalcin. Gene Ontology annotation, molecular function: calcium ion binding; gluconolactonase activity. Bases 62 to 868 code for a protein of 268 amino acids. Gene Ontology annotation, biological process: L-ascorbic acid biosynthetic process. The transcript has 6 exons. The record is from RefSeq and is a predicted model, not a curated record. Lineage: Eukaryota; Metazoa; Arthropoda; Insecta; Lepidoptera; Papilionidae.